AUGGGCUGGAAGGACUUUUCAUUUGAGCUGCAGUCCUUCAAACCAUCCAUCAUGGCAUAUGAUGUGGCUGUAGAUAUUUUUGACAAUUCCGGCGGGGACUGUCGUCUGACUUUCAUUGUUCGCGACGACAUAUAUAGCCAAGUCGAUGUCGAGCAACUGGCCGAGAGUUAUAUCUGCCUUGUCGAUGCGUUGACACGCUGGCCAGAGGUGACUAUUAGUGAGCCGCAGAUGUUUGAGGAAAGCAAGAUGCAAACGGCACUUGAUCUGGGUCGAGGGCCCAUCUACGAAUCGAGGCAAUGGGGACACACAGUCGUACACCGCAUCGGUGAGAUUGUUAAGCAACAUCCCACAAAGACGGCUGUCGUUGAUGGCAACGGCGUCGCCAUAUCAUACCACGAUUUAUUCCAGGACCAAGUCAACAAGAUUGCCGUGGAACUGGAUGCCGUUGGAGCGACGUCUGGUGCUCGAGUCGCUGUGUUGCAGGAACCAUUGCCAACCUCUGUGGCCACAAUACUUGCCAUCUGGAAAAUCGGAGGCACGUAUAUACCACUCGAUCUUCGAACCCCGGGGACCCGACGAGCUGCCAUCAUUGAAGACUCUCAGCCCCAGCUAUUGCUCGUGGACGAGUACACGCGAGAGUUUACGGAGGUAUUGGAGCUGGAGAACAUCCAGGUGAUUGAUGUCUCGAAAGUCAAGAACUCUACGAAGCAAAUUCCAAACUCUGUCACUGUGAAGGCUGCGUCCGCCAUUCUCUACACUUCUGGCUCUACAGGAACACCCAAAGGCAUUGUUCUCACACAUCGUGGCAUCCAAUCUUGGCUUCAGCCAUGUGCUCUCUUAUACGCCCUCAACACACGGAGCCGGGUCCUUCAGCAAAGCUCACAGGGAUUUGAUAUGUCUUUGAUGCAAAUGCUCACUGCAUUGUGCUUCGGGGGAAGUGUAUAUUUGCUCCCCCGCGAGCUCUUGGGCGAUGCCCGGGCUAUUGUCGACAUGAUCACGCGUCAGAACAUAACACAUACCUUUGGAACGCCCUCGGAGUACUUGAGCUGGCUCCGAUUUGGAGACUCUCUGGCCCUGCGACAUUCAUCUUGGACUUUUGCAGUGGUUGGAGGUGAGCCGCUCACGGAUUCUGUUCUCAAAGAGUUCGCGACGCUCGAUAAACCUGAUCUAAGGUUCCAUCACAUGUACGGAACCUCCGAGUCAACAUUUUGUGCUUCGGUCAUGGAAUUGGACUAUAGAAUGAUGUGUGGCGAAGAUGGCCACCCGGCAGCGGCUCGAGUGAGCUACCCAGCAGGCGUCACACUGCCAAACUACAAUAUGUACGUCCUCGACGAGCACCAGCGGCCACUGCCCCCCGGUUUCAAGGGAGAGAUUUUCAUAGGCGGGGGCGGCGUUGCGCAAGGAUAUCUGAAUAAUCCAUCUCUCACCGCCGAGACGUUUCUGCCUGAUCCUUUCGCAACAGCGGACGACCAUGCUCGGGGCUGGAACAUGAUGCAGCGGACGGGUGACAUGGGCCGAUGGUCGCAGACGGAACACGGCGCCAUCAUUAUCGAGGGCCGUGUGCUCGGCGACACCAUGGUCAAGUUGCGAGGACUGCGUGUGGAUCUGCGGGAUAUAGAGAUGGCCAUGCUCCAUGCCGGAGGCGGUUUGAUUACCGAUGUUGUUGUGUCGGUUCGUCAGACCUCGCCUGACCUGCCGGAGUUCCUUGUCGCUCACGUUCUGGUCCAAAGCAAUCUGAACCAAGACAAGGACACCUUCGACUUUAGGACAGUUCGUACCAAAAUGGACUUGCCCUUGUCUAUGAAGCCGGCCUUCAUCAUUCCAUUGGAUUCUCUGCCCAUGACGUCCUCUGGAAAGCUUGAUCGGCGUGCUAUCAAUGCGCUGCCACUGAUGGAUAAGCAUGUCGAACCCGAAGAGAUCGCCUUGACCACAACGGAGGAAAGGCUGAAGCAUGUUUGGGAAGAUGCUUUGCAUGACGCCCACGCGCUACACAUCAAACCAAACACCGACUUUUUCCACGUAGGCGGUACAUCCUUACUCCUGCUUGGUCUACGUGACAAGAUCAAGACUGAGUUUGAAGUAGAGCUCUCGCUUGUCGAUCUGUUCGAGACAAGCACCCUGUCCACUAUGGCAAGUCGGAUUGAAGGGCGAACUUCCCCGCGGCAGCUGAUUGAUUGGGACCAAGAAACGGCACUCUCCGCAUACAUGUCUGAUCAUGGCAUGUUUCAACCAGUUCACGAUACCUCGGCGAGAGUCAUUAUCAUCACUGGGGCGACAGGGUACCUCGGGAAGGCACUCGUCGAGGCUUUGGCCGACGAUCCGACAAUAGACGAGAUCCAUUGUCUAGCAGUACGCAAUGCCAGUUCGCGAGCAGAAUUGAAUCAUAUCAACAAGGUCAUCGUCCACGAAGGCGACCUGGGCCAAGUACGACUCGGAAUUUCUCAAGCUUUGAUCGACGAUCUUUUUGGGAGAGCCCAUCUCGUCAUACACAACGGUGCCGACACGUCGUACAUGAAGACGUAUCAUUCCAUGCGACAGAGCAACUACCAGACAACGAGAGAUCUCAUCGAAUGGUGUGUGCCGAGAAUGGUUCCGUUCCACUAUAUUUCGACAGCAGGUGUCGGAUGCUACGCACCCGGCUCGUCACUUUGUGAGGCCUCGAUGAGGUCGACACCGCCACCCCUCGUUGGUGAUCUGACCGGCUACACAGCCUGCAAGUGGGCGAGCGAAGUGUUCCUUGAGAAUGUAGUACGAAGAUGUCCAGAAUGGCCCGUCUACGUGCACCGGCCGACCCUUAUUAGCCGCGACGAUAUCCCUCAGUUGGAUGCAGUUCACAACAUUUUGGGAUUUGCCCGCAAGCUUGGUGCUGUGGCGUCAGCCGAGGGCGUGGCCAGCGGAGUCAUGAAUGUUGUAACUUUGGAGGCUGUCGUUACAGGCAUCACAAAGUGUUUGGCGGUGCACAAUCAAGACGGUGGCAUUCAUUUCGUCAACCACGCCGGCACGCUCGAGCUUCCGCUGAAUGACAUGCGCAAAUGGGCACUGGAGAGGACGGCGGGCGGGGAUGUCCGGCUUGCGGAUGUCGAGCUCGCCGAAAUCCACAUCGAUGAAUGGAUCCAGCGCGCCGUUGACCAGGGCAUGCAUCCUACUAUGGCUGUACUACUGAGAACGUUCGCUCGGCACGGUGAAGUUGAGUUUCCAGUUGUUGUCACCAGUAAUAUUUGA
Molecule: messenger RNA, 3222 nt
Organism: Clonostachys byssicola
Lineage: Eukaryota; Fungi; Ascomycota; Sordariomycetes; Hypocreales; Bionectriaceae
Source: the annotation of a GenBank genome assembly